This is a messenger RNA of Emericellopsis cladophorae, 2325 nucleotides long. RefSeq lists its product as uncharacterized. Lineage: Eukaryota; Fungi; Ascomycota; Sordariomycetes; Hypocreales; Bionectriaceae. Bases 1 to 2325 code for a protein of 774 amino acids. The record is from RefSeq and is a predicted model, not a curated record. Gene Ontology annotation, molecular function: protein binding. The transcript has 5 exons.
AUGAUGGAAGAGGUCGACGACCUUGUCUUAACAUCCUUUCGGGACAUUGUUGACAAGGCUAGAACAGCGCUGCUCAAUGCUAGCGAGGAGAACCCCGUUAUGCUCAAGGCCGCUCAGGCGCUGCUCAAGGAGGGUGAGCGAGCCAUCAGGAGGAUCGAACCGCAGUGUCGUAGACACCUCGACGACUACGGCUCGAGCUUCAUCGCCGCCCUCAAGGACAACGAUGAGAUUGCCACGUUCCGAGCGCAGCUGACCGACCUGCUGUGGGAGUUUGAGGAUUAUGUCGAGCUAGACGACUUUGACGCUGACAAGUUCACCGAGCUGCAAAUGCUCUCACGCAAAGCUGCUCCGAGAAUCUCCGAUGCCCUUCUGCGGAUGAAGAUCGAAGCGCCCACCAGCGACGCCGCCUCUUCGCGAGGGUCCAUUGCCCAGUUACCGACGCCGACGUCGCCACACGCCGCACUCAUGCACGGAUUCACAAGCCAGCCCCAUCGGGGGUCCGCAGGGAGCUCCAUGGCUGACAGUAACGAUGCCAGCAGCCUGCUCCGAGGACUCAUGCUCUCACCCACGGGUCACGAUAGCAUCCACAAUGCGGCGCGGGAGCAGCCGAGGCCAACGUCAGCAACCCAUUCGGACUGGAAUGCCAAGGCAGGGGACGAUGGUGGAUGUCCCAUCGAGUCACCCGUUGACGGAAGAGCCGAGCAGAAUGAAUCGCCGGUUCUGCCAAAGUCUACUCUCGAAGAUGAUCCAAAUGGCAAGUUUACUGUGGUGUUGCCACCUCCUGUCAGCGCAACCGGAGGCGGGUUCCCAGCUCAGCAAAUCUACGAGAUGGAGGAUCGCCGUUCAAGCACCAUCAGUGCGCAUGGUCACCACCAGCACCAUCACUCGCCUCACCCGCAACGUCGGCAGCCGACAUUGCCAAACUGCGCAAUCCCAGAGCACGAGGUGACCUCGGCACAACCCGGCUCGAUCCCGUUCUUCCAGCCCUCACAGCCCUUUUCGCCCACGUCGCAGCACUCCCGACAGCACUCGUUCCCCUUAUCCGAGCAGUCAGACGAGCCCCCACGGCCUGACCUGUCCAGCCUUCCCUCCCAUGGUGAUCCGCGCGCCCGCGGCAACUCCUUUAACUCCAGUAUCGGCGCCAGCCCCCUGCAGCCACCGACACCCACCAUCCCAGGCGCCCAGCCUAUAGUGCAGCCCUCCGCCGAGAUGAUCGCCAUGAUGGGAAGCGCGCCCAUCCCCGUUGAGACGGAGAUACCGGCCAAACCGUCCAUCGAUGGAUCGGGCAAGCUCAAGGGGGCCAAGAUCGACGAGGCGAGCUCGUUCCUCUUGGCCAAGGGCUUCUGUGAAGGGGCAAAGGAAGUCAUUCGCGGAGGCAUUGGGGUCAAGAGGACGAAGAAACCGGGGUUCGCGACCGCGGCCACUGUAGCGCGGUGUCUUGCCUGUCUGUAUGAGCUUGACUUUGCCGAGAUUGAGACCGACGUAAACGGAGAGGACAAGGGCAAUUUUCAACGCAACGGUAUCAAUUUCCGCGCAGGGCGCACCAUCCACGACAGCGACGCCACCGUCUUCUUCAACCAGAAAGCUCUCUUUGAGCACCUUGCGCGCCAUCCGCGGCCUCUGCCGGAAGUACCAGGCGUGACGGUCAUUGAGGGCAGCUCCUUGCCCGAAAAGUACCGCAACGACUACGACAUUCACUUCAAGCAACCCACACGGCCACAUCCCGUGAUUGAGCGGGCGGACGAGUUGAUCUAUCGCCCGUCUGCCGUUUCACUCGACCAGGCACGGAGGAUGUACGGACAGCGUCUUCUGUACGAUCGCUCGCCUGCCCUCGAACUCGCACAAGGCGCGCGGAUCAGUGGUCUUACCUGGCCCUCGAAGUACAACGGCGAGUGGGCAUUUGGAUGGCACGACGCGCACUAUGCGUCGGUGCCCACGCUACUCCUCAAGCUGGACGCCCCGUCGACGAGCGAGAUUCGAUAUGAACGAUCGAGUAUCAUCCGCGCCAAGGCGAGGUGGCGGUUUUCCGUCAAGGAGAAGGAGAAGAAUGCCGACUGGCUCAAGUUCGACAAGGGCGACAUCAUUACGAAUAUUUCGUACGUCGAUUUCGAGCACUGGUGCUGGACGGGCACCAACGCCAAGGGCAAGUCGGGCAUCUUCCCCAAGGAUUUUCUCGACCCGGCCACCAUAUCCGAGCCCACAAGCACGGCGACGGCCAACCGUGCAGGAUCGCUCAGCGAGGAAAAGGCGCGGUCCGCGUCGUCGAUGCUGUCCAAGUUUUCGAUUCGCAAGAACAUGGGCCGGCCAACCAGUAUAUCUGGUUGA